GCACCGAGCGUCGCUAUGGAGAGGAACCCCAUCCCGGUGCUGACGGUGCAGACGACGCCCUACGAGGACCAGCGGCCGACGGGCGGCGGGGGGCUGCGGCGGCCCACGGGCCUCUUCGAGAGCCAGCGCAACUACCUGCCCAACUUCGUGCAGAGCCUGCUCUCCUCCGUCGACCUCCGCGACCGCCAGGGCUGCACCAUGGUGGUGGGCAGCGACGGCCGCUACUUCAGCAAGACGGCCAUCGAGAUCGUCGUCCAAAUGGCCGCGGCCAACGGGAUCGGCAGACUGGUUAUUGGGCAGAAUGGUAUCUUAUCCACACCUGCUGUUUCAUGUAUUAUUCGAAAGAUAAAAGCAGCUGGUGGGAUUAUUUUAACAGCCAGCCACAGUCCUGGGGGACCUGGAGGAGAGUUUGGAGUCAAGUUUGAGGUUGCAAAUGGAGGACCUGCUCCAGAUGUAGUUUCAGAUAAGAUUUAUCAAAUCAGCAAAACCUUGGAAGAAUAUGCCAUUUGUCCUGAUCUCAGAGUUGAUUUAUCUCGCUUAGGAAGACAAGAGUUUGAUCUGGAGAACAAAUUCAAACCUUUCCGAGUGGAAAUUGUUGAUUCUGUGGAUAUCUACCUCAAUCUCCUUCGAAAUAUCUUUGACUUCAACGCAAUCAGAAAUUUACUGACUGGACCCAACCAGAUCAAAAUAAGGAUUGAUGCCAUGAAUGGAGUUAUGGGACCUUACGUGAGAAGAAUCCUCUGUGAUGAAUUAGGAGCUCCUGCAAACUCUGCUAUAAACUGUAUUCCUCUGGAGGAUUUUGGUGGACAGCGUCCUGAUCCCAAUUUAACAUAUGCAACUGCCUUGCUGGAGGCUAUGAGAGGUGGAGAGUAUGGGUUUGGAGCUGCUUUUGAUGCUGAUGGAGUAAGUAUUGUGAUCG
This is a messenger RNA of Lagopus leucura (white-tailed ptarmigan), 919 nucleotides long. Its product is annotated as phosphoglucomutase-like protein 5. The transcript is spliced from 5 exons. Gene Ontology annotation, cellular component: cytosol; cell-substrate junction; adherens junction. Gene Ontology annotation, molecular function: phosphoglucomutase activity. The record is from RefSeq and is a predicted model, not a curated record. Lineage: Eukaryota; Metazoa; Chordata; Aves; Galliformes; Phasianidae. Gene Ontology annotation, biological process: carbohydrate metabolic process; myofibril assembly; striated muscle tissue development. The annotation marks the transcript as partial.